AUGGAUGGGGGCAAGGGAGUUACUGGCGAGCCUCAAGUGCGGGAAGGUAUUUCGACGCCAUGGCAGCCGAGGCAGCUGGCUUUCAAGCUAUAUCAAGCUGAUCACCGGUUGCAAACUGAGCGCGUUGUUGUAAAGAGACCUUUGGUGGCAAGAUUGACCAAAGACAUAGUUGAAACUUAUAAAAAGUGCAAUCCUCAAUUUAAAUAUUCAGAAGACUUAAAUCCCAAGAGAUACCUGACCAGUCCAUCAAUUGGAGUUCUCAAUGAUGGCCAUGAUAAUCUAAACUCGGAUCUUAUUUUGAGCGUGAAUUGCCCCUUGAUCAACCUCGAGACGCAAAGAAGAUACGUUGUCAAAGAUGUCCUUGGCCAAGGAACUUUUGGCCAGGUUGCUAAAUGCUGGGUUGCGGAAACUAACAGUUUUGUUGCAGUAAAGAUAAUUAAAAACCAACCAGCUUAUUAUCAACAAGCACUUGUUGAAGUAUCUAUUUUGACAACGCUAAACAAGAAGUAUGAUCCUGAAGAUAAGCAUCAUAUUGUCCGUAUCUAUGAUUACUUUGUCCAUCACCGGCACCUUUGCAUUUGCUUUGAAUUGCUCGACACAAACUUGUAUGAGCUUAUUAAGAUAAAUCAAUUUAGGGGGCUAUCUUUGAGCAUUGUUCAAUUAUUUUCCAAACAGAUCUUACGUGGAUUGGCCUUGUUGAAAGAUGCUGGUAUAAUCCAUUGUGAUCUGAAACCAGAAAAUGUUCUUUUGUGCACAAGUUUGAAGCCAGCAGAAGUUAAGAUAAUUGACUUUGGAUCAGCCUGCAUGGAGGAUCGUACAGUCUACUCUUACAUCCAGAGUCGUUAUUACAGGUCUCCUGAAGUUCUUCUAGGAUAUCAAUAUACUACGGCAAUCGAUAUGUGGUCUUUCGGAUGCAUUGUUGCAGAAUUGUUUCUAGGGUUGCCUCUCUUUCCUGGGGCCUCAGAGUUUGAUUUGUUAAGGCGAAUGAUUGAAAUACUUGGAGGACAACCUCCUGAUUAUGUGCUGAAGGAGGCAAAGAACACCAGCAAAUUCUUCAAAUGCAUUGGCAGCAUUUGCAACUUAGAGGGUGUUGAGGCCUCAUUGGGUGGCAGAACCGCGUAUCAAGCACUAACUAUAGAAGAAUAUGAAGCUAGAGAAUUGAAGAAGCCAUCUAUGGGGAAGGAGUAUUUCAAUCGUAUGAACCUUGAGGCUAUUGUGACAAACUAUCCCUACCGGAAGAACUUGGCACAAGAAGAUGUUAUGAAAGAAAGUCAAAUACGAUUAGCUCUGAUUGAUUUCUUGAAGGGACUUGUUGAGUUUGAUCCUGCGAAAAGGUGGUCACCAAUUCAGGCUUCGAAGCAUCCUUUUGUUACAGGGGAACCAUUUACAUGCCCUUAUAACCCUCCUCCUGAGACUCCUCGCAUGCCUGUCGCUCAAACUAUUAAGGUGGACCAUCAUCCUGGAGGUGGGCAUUGGUUUGCUGCUGGUCUAUCUCCUAAUGUUCAAGGCAAGAUGAGGAAUUCCAUGCAUGGCAGCCCACAUUUUCCGAUGGUCCCGUAUUCACAUGCAAGUAGCUAUGGCAGUGUAGGAAGCCAUGGCAGCUAUAAUGAUGGCUUGGGCCUUGGAAGUAGCUAUGGAAGUUAUGGAGAUAGCAACAAUAUGUUUGCAUAUUAUUCACCAGUUAAUCAUUCUGGAAUAAACAUGCAUGCACAGCACGGUCAGUCUAUGCUUGGUGGCAGUCCUGAUGCAAGGCGGAGAUUUGUCCAGUAUUCACAUGGGAAUGGGCUUGGUGUAAGCCCCUCAGCAGGGAAUUUUGCACCUUUUCCACUUGGUGCAAGCCCCUCACAGUUCACUCCUCCAGCCUCCUACAAUCAGGCUUCAGGUGGUUCUCCUGGACAUUAUGGCCCACCUUCUCCUGUAAGGAACAGUUGCCAUGGAUCGCCCUUGAGUAAAAUGACAGCAGCUACACAGUUCAAUCGGAGAAAAAAUUGGGGUUAUUCUGGAAGCACGCAGUCCCAAGAGAGUUCAGCUUCACAUUGGAAGGGACAACAUUUUGAGAAUCCCAGCUCUAUCCAAGUUGAGGGAAUUGCCUCGGCCCCUGGUAGUCAACCGUCACACCAGCGGCCAAAGUCUGGUACUGCAAGCUGGACGCAGCAACAAGGGGGCAGUUUUGUCCCAGGUCAAUCUUCAGUUCAAAAUGUGUCAGGCUCGUCGAGAUCUGGUACGAACAUUCCAUUGUCACAAAGCACUGGAUUAGAUCAUGACAAGCCUGAGGAUAACCUGUCAUUGCCAGAUCCUGGGGAUUGGGAUCCAAAUUACAGUGAUGAACUUCUUCUGCAAGAGGAUAAUUCUUAUGUCGGCUCCCUAAGUACUGAAUUCAGCAAAGGUGUCAAUCUUAAUUCUGGCAAUCAGCCAGGUACUCUAAGAAGAUCCAACCAUCAAUCAAACCCAAGCUCUUAUUCCUUAGUUCAAAGACAAAAUGGUUUUGUGCAAUCAUUUUCACAUGUCAACGUGGGAAGCCCUCCUUCAGCACACGAACUGCAUGCUGGUAGCUAUGGCCGUUCAAUGUCAAAGCCAUCCCAUUUCACACCCCAUCUUCCUCAGAACUCUCCAAGCCGACUAGGACAGCAAGCCAGUCAUCGUGGUACUCAUGGGAGACCUGCUUAUGGUGGGGAGUGGAAUCACAAAGUUCAGCCCCCACAGUCUAGCUUUAGUUCUGGGGGCCCACUUUCUCCUGGAAGUAGUUCAUACAACAAUGGGAUUCCCUGGGGGCGUAGGGCUAAUUAUCCAGGACCAAGCAUUCCUCCAGCAUCUAGAGGAAGAAAAGAUCAUGGAAGAAUUGUGUAA
Messenger RNA from Linum trigynum, 2847 nucleotides. The record is from the annotation of a GenBank genome assembly. NCBI's taxonomy places the organism in Eukaryota, Viridiplantae, Streptophyta, Magnoliopsida, Malpighiales, Linaceae.